UCAACUUGGUUUCAGCUAAUUCCUUUUUUUAGCUGGAUUUUGCUAGUGGGUUUUCUGAAAGGGCGCGAUUCUGAUGAGUUUUUCAGCUAUCGCUGGGGUUUUUCUCAAGCUUCCAAGACUAUUUUUGAGGAUAUGCCGGUGGGUUUUGGUUAGGAUGGCUUUGAAUUGCAAGGCUGCGGGUUUCAAUGGUGGGUUCGCAGCAAAUUCAAAGGCGAAGGAGCUGUCGUUGGGCUCAAAUGAUGGCUGGAAGUGGAGGAGAAUGGUUCUUGUUUUGUGGGCUCUGAGUGGUGUUAUGGUGUCUAUCUGGGUCUUCUCUGAUUUGAAAGAUGGUGGGUUUUCAAGGAGGGAGAAGAUCGUGGGUGCGUGGGAAGAAAAAGAACAGUUCAAUGUCAGCAAGGAUGAAGUCCGGGCCUUGGCCUCUUUAUUCUCAAAAUCAGAUCAGAAAACAUUCCUGGAAUGUAUAGAGAAAUCAUCAAUAGGAAGGCCACAAAGUGAUCAGGCUGCCUAUGCUCUACAAGCACUGCAUUUAGAGAAGAAGUUUCAAAAGCGGCGUGGAUGGGCAAUGCAGAAAAUAGAGACUGAUGAUCAGUGUCCAGCUCAGGAGUCUAUUGAGGGCACAGAUUUCUUUCAUGAACAUGCCAUGUCUUGUAUUAUACAAGAUGAUAUGAUGUCUGGAAAGGAGGUAGAGCAGAACAUGACAAGAAGGGAAGCUGGGUACUCCGAACAGUGUGGCGAAAAGCUCUCAAUGGUUUUACUGAACAUAGGUUGGUGGGUCUUAGUUGGGAUGGCGGUAAACUGUAAAUUCUCGAGUUUUCUUGGCAGAUUGUGGAUGGGCUCAAAGCAGCAGAAGGCUCAACAACAGCAACAGGUUCAGCUGCCGCAGCAGCAACAACAACAGUCACAAAGUUCUAAGGGUGGUUGGGGGUGGAGAAGGAAGCUUUUAUUUGUGUGGGUUGUGGCGGGGGUGAUCGGGUCCACGUGGAUAUUUUGGUCCAUGAGAGAGAAUUUUAUUUCAAGAAGGAAGGAGACUCUGGCCAACAUGUGCGAUGAGAGAGCGAGGAUGUUGCAGGAUCAGUUCAAUGUGAGCAUGAACCACGUGCAUGCAAUGGCCAUCUUGAUCUCGACUUUUCACCAUGGGAAGCAGCCUUCUGCGAUCGAUCAGAAAACAUUUGCAGAAUAUACAGAAAGGACAGCAUUUGAAAGGCCACUGACCAGUGGCGUUGCCUAUGCUCUGAGAGUAUUGCAUUCAGAGAGGGAGCAGUUUGAGAAGGAACACGGAUGGACAAUUAAGAAAAUGGAGACAGAGGACCAAUCUCCAGUCCAAGAGUACAACCCGGAGAAGCUUGACCCAUCACCUGUUCAAUCUGAAUAUGCACCAGUUGUAUUCUCCCAAGAUACAGUCUCCCAUAUCGUGUCCAUCGAUAUGAUGUCUGGAAAGGAGGACCGCGAGAACAUCUUGCGAGCAAGAGCUUCUGGAAAGGGGGUUCUAACCUCACCUUUCAAGCUUUUGAAAUCCAAUCAACUUGGUGUUGUACUGACAUUUGCUGUGUAUAGUACCGACCUUCUGCUAAAUGCCACACCUGAUGAGCGUAUUGCAGCAACAAGGGGGUAUCUUGGCGCAUGUUUCGAUGUUCAGUCACUGGUAGAGAAGCUUCUCCACCAGCUUGCCAGCAAACAAACAAUCGUCGUGAAUGUAUACGAUACAACUAAUGAAUCCAAACCUAUCAACAUGUAUGGUCCUAAUGUCACCGAUACUGGGCCAUGGCAUCUUAGCACCUUGGACUUUGGGGAUCCAUUCCGGAGCCAUGAGAUGCAUUGCAGAUUUAAGCAGAAACCUCCCUUGCCGUGGUCUGCAAUAACGACAUCGGCAGGGGUCCUAGUGAUUGCAUUGCUUGUUGGGCAUAUAUUUCAUGCGGCUCUGAACCGUAUUGCAAAAGUGGAGGAUGACUAUCGCAAGAUGAGGGAGCUGAAAGUCCGGGCAGAAGCUGCUGAUGUUGCAAAAUCACAGUUUCUAGCCACUGUUUCUCAUGAGAUCAGGACUCCGAUGAAUGGCGUCUUAGGCAUGCUGCAGAUGCUGCUGGACACGGAUCUUGAUACAACCCAACGAGAGUAUGCAAAGACUGCUCAAGGUAGUGGGAAGGAUCUUAUAGCUCUAAUAAACGAGGUUCUUGACCAGGCUAAGAUAGAAUCUGGUAGGCUUGAGCUCGAGACUGUCCCCUUUGAUGUUCGUGCUGUUUUAGAUAACGUGAUAUCGCUUUUCUACGACAAGUCACAAGAGAAAGGCAUAGAGUUGGCGGUGUAUAUCUCCGAUCAGGUGCCGGAAAUUCUCAAUGGGGACCCUGGGCGCUUCCGACAGAUUAUUACGAAUCUCGUCAGCAACUCAAUUAAGUUCACGGAACAGGGACAUGUAUAUGUCUCCGUCCAUCUGGCAAACGAGGUGGCUGGAUUGUGUGAGCUGGGCGACGAAGUGCUCAAACAACCUCCGGAGCUACUUAAAAAUGGGAUCAAACCAUCCUAUAAUACAUUGAGUGGCUUGCGGGUGGUCGAUAGACAGAAGAGCUGGGAGAGCUUUAAGAUGUUGGAGAGCGUAAAUUCAACCGAAGUGACCGAUCUGAUCAACUUACUAGUGACGGUAGAGGACACAGGCGUGGGAAUACCACUGGAUGCUCAGACCCGCAUUUUCUUGCCGUUCAUGCAGGCUGACAGCUCGACUUCAAGAACUUACGGCGGGACCGGUAUAGGGUUGAGUAUUAGCAAGUGUUUGGUUGAUCUAAUGGGUGGGGAGAUUGGGUGUGUGAGCGAACCUGGUAUUGGUAGCGUGUUUGCAUUUACAGCCGGUUUCACGAAAGGGCAAGGAAAUGCAACAGAUGCGAAGCGGCAGCAAUCUGAGUCCAUGGCAUCGGAGUUUGGAGGAAUGAAAGCAUUGGUGGUUGAUGGAAGAAGCAUCCGGGCUGAGGUCACAAAGUAUCAUCUGCAGAGAUUAGGAAUACAUGUGGAAAUUGCUGUCAACCGGAAAUCUGCGUUCUCAUGUAUAUUGAAUGCGUGCAAUUCGAGUGCAACCGAACGCUUAGACAUGGUCCUCGUUGAUAAGGAAGCUUGGGGUAAGGAAAUGGACCUCAUAUUCCCCCGUCUCCUCAAGGAGCUUAAACAGAAUGGGAGACCAAAGCCCAUGGAAAAUCUUCCAAAGAUGUUCCUCUUGGCAACUUCCAUAAGCUCCCCUGAGCUGGAUGAGUUGAGAUUGGCAGGAUACAUAGAUAAUGUGAUAAAGAAGCCGCUUCGGUUGAGCAUGAUGAGUGCGUGUCUCCAACAAGCCCUUGGGAUAGGCAACAAGCAGCAUCAGGAUAGAGGCCAACCGUCAACCCUCCUGAAUCUACUAAGCGGGAAGAAGAUCUUGGUUGUCGAUGACAAUGUCGUGAAUCGCAGGGUCGCCGCCGGGGCAUUAAAGAAGUAUGGUGCCGUUGUUGCAUGUGCAGACAGCGGCAAGUCUGCUUUGGCAAUGCUGCAGCCGCCCCAUGAGUUCGAUGCUUGCUUCAUGGAUGUUCAAAUGCCAGAGAUGGACGGGUUUGAAGCCACAAGAAAAAUCCGCUCUACAGAAAACAAGGUGAAUGAGCAGAUUAAGUCGGGGGAAGUGUCGAAAGAGAUGUAUGGGAAUGUGGCCCAUUGGCACAUGCCCAUACUAGCGAUGACGGCGGAUGUGAUUCAGGCAACAAACGAGGAGUGCUCGAGGUGCGGAAUGGACGGUUAUGUCUCAAAACCGUUUGAAGAGGAGCAGCUCUAUGCUGCAGUGGCCCGUUUCUUUGAGUCCGAUGCAGUGGAGCUGGCAUGUUAGUAGCUAUUCAUUGAGUUCCGUGCCUGAGUAUUGAAUCUGGUUGGUGGUGGGACGGCCAGUCAACCAAUCUGGGUGUUGGGAGUGAGCUAACAAGCCUCUCUUGCUACGGGGUGGGCGUGACGUCCGAUCUUGACCAGAUUCCUAUAGGCUUCUUGCUACGUCCAGACUUGAUAAGACUCGGGGCAACUCGAAUGGCACCAACGCAUGACCUGACUUGAACUCAGGACUUUCCUUGAGCUAGACUGAAUUUUUAGCCAUCCAUCAGGCAUGCCAUGCUGUACAGAUAACCUGUGGGAAAAAAGUGGCUAGUCCAGUCAUCAGCGGGCCAGAAAUGUGGACGGGAAUGCAAGGUGAUGGGCUCCGACCAGUGGGUCCCACGGGCAUCGAAAAGAAACGCUUGGCUGCUUGGAGAGAAACAAUCAUGAGGUAGUGGCCAAUCUCGUAUUACAUAACUGUUGUAUAAUUACCAUAGGAAACUAAGACAGGAGCUGUUCCAACUUACAUGCCGAUACAUGGCUUCGGGAUAUUCUUGUUGAAGUAGGUAGUGAGGUUGCGGUUGUAAAAGAGCAUGUCGGUUACCUCUCACCGACUGUCGGUGUUUGAGAUUUUGGAUUUGAAGCGGAUUCCGAUGGGAGUUUUAGGUGUACUUACAUCACGGAUUGGUGCUGCUUAGUUUGGAAUUUUCAGUUCAUUUGGCUUUGUAUUAUAUAAAUAUGAUUUAUAGCUAUUUAUAUUUUUCUCCCA
This is a messenger RNA of Magnolia sinica, 4573 nucleotides long. RefSeq names its product histidine kinase 3. Gene Ontology annotation, biological process: phosphorylation; phosphorelay signal transduction system. The transcript has 15 exons. Gene Ontology annotation, molecular function: phosphorelay sensor kinase activity. The coding region runs from base 74 to 3829 and encodes 1251 amino acids. The record is from RefSeq and is a predicted model, not a curated record. NCBI's taxonomy places the organism in Eukaryota, Viridiplantae, Streptophyta, Magnoliopsida, Magnoliales, Magnoliaceae.